Ustilaginoidea virens is the source of this 798-nucleotide messenger RNA. RefSeq lists its product as uncharacterized. Bases 1 to 798 code for a protein of 265 amino acids. The record is from RefSeq and is a predicted model, not a curated record. The transcript has a single exon. NCBI's taxonomy places the organism in Eukaryota, Fungi, Ascomycota, Sordariomycetes, Hypocreales, Clavicipitaceae.
AUGGUAUUCGAUGAACGACCACAAAUAGGCAGACACAAACCAAACGGCGGCCCCUCCGGUCAAGCCUUUGAAUCCGCCAUUGAAGCGGCUGGACUUAUUGUUCUAUGCACUUUUGACGAAUUCGUUAGGACUAUUGGGUCCACUCAUGCUUUCGGGAAAUUCCCGUUUGACGACAGCGGACGUGCCUUGAAUCCUGAUUCGGACAAGAUUGCUUUGAAAAUGCUCGAAAGAUCUAAGGAGAUAAAUCGAAAAGCUUCCAAAACAAAAGGGGCCAAGCUGCUUCUAUGGCCAUCUAAACUCCUACCUCAUGGAGGAUUUCCAUCCGUAACAUCUUCCGGCACCAUCCUCGAGGUUCCCUAUCACAAAAUCUUUCAACAGGUCCUUGACGCUGCCCAGCUUGCUCGACAAGCAGCUGGUUCUCACCCCUCAGAACACUUUACCUCUUUUCUAAAGGAUGCCAAGAACCAUCUACGUAUAGUGAACCAAAUACGACUCCAAGAACAAACGAAGUAUUUUCUUGAGAGUCUAAGCAUGCUACCCGGCUCCGAUUUCAAACCCUAUCUAGAUAAAGACACGGUUAGGGUGACACAUCCGCUUGAUGGCAACUCGGUCAUUCAGGAGCCAUACUACGAAGGCAAGGAUUUGAAGUUUAAAGAUAUCACUUAUACCGAUCAACUGGGAGAAAACGUUUGCUGCAGCGGAGGGUCACGUUACCCCCUCUCAAGUAUCCAAUAUGGAGCACUUCGUCGAAAUUUAUGGAACUCUAGAGACAGACAAGAUCGCCAAAGAGCACUGUGA